Messenger RNA from Asparagus officinalis (garden asparagus), 2413 nucleotides. RefSeq names its product serine/threonine-protein kinase D6PK-like. The record is from RefSeq and is a predicted model, not a curated record. Lineage: Eukaryota; Viridiplantae; Streptophyta; Magnoliopsida; Asparagales; Asparagaceae. The transcript is spliced from 3 exons. Gene Ontology annotation, molecular function: protein serine/threonine kinase activity; ATP binding. Gene Ontology annotation, cellular component: nucleus; cytoplasm; plasma membrane. The coding region runs from base 303 to 2198 and encodes 631 amino acids. Gene Ontology annotation, biological process: protein phosphorylation.
GAAUUGCAGUUACUGCUCUCUCACACUGCUCCUCUCUCUUUUUUUCCUUUACUCUUUUGCAAAGAGAAUGCAAGAUCAAAGAACAAAUCUUUAGAAGUUAGACCACUAAAAUCCCAUUGCUCCUCCUCUUUGAGCUCUAGAACUACCUCUCCUCAGAUUCUAAAAAUCAAACAAGAGAAGCAGCAUGAAGUGCUACUAUUAAAUUAGUAGCUGGAUAUAUCUAAGUUAACGAGUUUUUGUGAAUACCCAGUUUGAGUUUCCUCUGAAUUUGGUCGUAGUGUGAUGCCAGUUAUACACUGGAGAUGGAGAGGCCUCUGAAAGAAGAACAAAUUCCAUUGGAUGUAAAAGCACAAAAGGAAUCAACCCAUGAUGCUGCUAGCAUCAAGAGUAUGGACUCCUGCGACGAAGGAUCAAGCUCUUUCUCGGGUGCAAGCCAUCCCCCAGAGCCAAUCGAUUCCGAUCUCAUGGGCUCAAUGUUCGUCCCAAUCGACGAGAGCAGGGCUCAAGCAAGCUGUUUGAUGAGAGCCCUCUCAGUCAAAGGACCCUUCAUAGAAAAUCUCUCCAUUAAAAUCCCUAACGAGAAGCCAACCAUUGCUCCCAAUUCUCCUUUAAAUGAUUUGGGUUCUGUCAAUUCCCCAUUCUCGAUCCCUCGUGCAUCUCAAACAACAGAAAAUUCUGAGAAGGAGUGUGUGUGGGAUGCUUCUUUGCCUCCUAGUGGCAAUGUAAGCCCUCUCACUAGCAUUGACAGCGCAAGUGUAGACGCAGCAGUGAGCAUCGUGCAUAAAUGCUUGGCUUCAUAUAAGAGCAAUGGGUUCAUCGGGGAGAAGAACUGUGAGAGUGCGAAGGAAAGUGCUGUAGGAGACUCACUAGGAAGUACAAAGACUAGCAUUAGCCGAGCGAGUGAUAGCAGCAGCCUAAGCGAUGAUAGUACUUGGAGUAGUGUAACUGGAGGUGUUAACAAGCCCCAUAAAGGGAAUGAUCCGAGAUGGAAAGCUAUCAUAGCCAUUAGGGCUCGCAAUGGUUUGUUGGGGAUGAACCAUUUUCGGCUUUUGAGGAGGCUCGGGUGUGGUGAUAUCGGAAGUGUUUAUCUUUCGGAGUUGAGUGGGACCCGUUGCUAUUUCGCAAUGAAGGUGAUGGAUAAGGCAUCACUUGCUAGCAGGAAGAAGCUAGCAAGGGCUCAGACGGAGAGGGAGAUUCUUCAGCUUCUCGAUCAUCCUUUCUUGCCGACUUUGUAUACACAUUUUGAGACUGAUAGGUUUUCAUGUUUGGUUAUGGAGUUUUGCCCUGGUGGUGAUUUGCAUACUUUGAGGCAGCGGCAGCCUGGAAAGCAUUUUUCUGAAUAUGCAGCGAGGUUUUACGCAGCUGAAGUACUAUUAGCUCUUGAGUAUCUCCACAUGCUUGGAAUAGUCUACAGAGACCUCAAACCUGAAAAUGUACUCGUUCGAGAUGAUGGCCAUAUAAUGCUCUCAGAUUUUGACCUAUCGCUUCGUUGUGCAGUUUCACCAACCCUAAUAAAAUCCUCACCACUAGAUCACAAUCCAUCCAAACAGUCAACAGCAUUCUGUGUCCAACCUUCAUGCAUCAAUCCUACUUCCUCUUGUAUCCAACCCUCCUGCUUUCUUCCUCGCAUUUUCCCUCAAAAAUCCAGAACCAAAAACAAAAACUCGAAGAAUUCAAAACCCGAGCUUUUGGCUGAGCCCACAGCAGCAAGAUCAAUGUCCUUUGUCGGUACCCAUGAAUACCUUGCUCCUGAGAUCAUCAAAGGUGAAGGCCAUGGAAGUGCAGUAGACUGGUGGACUUUCGGUAUUUUCCUCUACGAACUUUUAUACGGGAAAACUCCAUUUAAAGGGUCAGGCAACAGAGCAACUCUCUUCAAUGUAGUCGGUCAGCAGCUGAAAUUUCCCGACGCACCUUCGACGAGUUAUGCAGGUAGAGAUUUGAUCAGGGGGCUUUUGGUAAAAGAGCCACAACAAAGGUUUGGAUUUAAGAGAGGAGCUACCGAGAUUAAGCAGCAUCCGUUCUUUGAGGGUGUGAAUUGGGCUUUGAUUAGGUGUAGUACGCCGCCGGAGCUUCCAAGGCCUGCACCAGAGAUUGAAGUUCCAGUGAAGUUUGGGGUUGGAGCAGGGAGCAGUAGUAAGAGGAUUGUUGGAGCUGAUGUUAAGUCUGGGGGAAACUUUCUGGACUUUGAGUUCUUUUAGUAUAGGGUCUUUUUUCCUUUUUCUUUUUUAAAAUUUUAGUCUUUAUAUCAGUGGUUUACUUUAUAGAAGUUAUUCGAGUAGGUGAGUUUAGUUAGACUAGAUAUUGAUCUUUGGGCAAUAGAGUCAGUGGACGGAUGAGCAUUGUAAUUGUAUCUUUACUUUGCUUUACGUUUUAAAUACCUCUUUCCUAUUUAAAUGUGCAAGUUUCUUUCAAA